Molecule: messenger RNA, 2746 nt
Organism: Dermacentor albipictus
Lineage: Eukaryota; Metazoa; Arthropoda; Arachnida; Ixodida; Ixodidae
Source: RefSeq, a predicted model, not a curated record
CCAAUUCACGGCCGAUGCCCCCGAGUGGAGCGCUCUAAUUGGCGGGAGAGCGACAAACCAAGCAACGAAUCAGGCAGGGAGAAGAAGACGACACCGAAGAGGAGCAACCUCGGUAUUUCUUCCCGAGCAAGCAAUUUUCGUUUCUGCAGGAGGUCUCAACUUGUCCAUUCUGCCUCUUGUCGUGUCCGCGUGCUUGACUUCAGUCACGCUUGCUAGAAGACAAGGCGCAGCUACUGAGUGAGGCACUCAAUUCCCCCGCGCCGACCUGCGCUGUCGCGGCCACCGGACGAGGCAAUGAACACCCCACAACACCGUACUCGCAUCGCCAUGGCCGUCACGAGCUGCUGCCUCGGGUGGAACUGCCUCUGUCUCCUGAUGCGCUCUCAGCCAUGGAGCCAAGAAACCUUCGGCAUAGCUAAGAAGUCCGAGUCGGUAGCUGUCAAUGCUAUCAUUGACUUCGUGUACGCCACCAACGCCGCCAGCGACAUUCUCCUGAUAUGGGCCAUAUACUACCAAACCCGUCAACCUAACAUGGGUGCCAUGGCUGACUCGAAGCUGGUGAGACGCGUUCUGAAGCUCUUCAUCAUAUGGAACGGCUUCGCCAUCUUCCUACUUUGGAGCACUUCAUGCGUGACUUCAGUGCGGAGUACUCUCCUGCAAGUUCGAUCCUAUGGUCGAAAGGAUCACACAAACGAAACACCUGAAGCCAACGUCACGUCAGGUGCCCUGAUAGGCGUGCAGGCUGAAGGACACGUUCGCUUUUGGACUCCGCUGGCUGUCUUCACGACAGUAGCUUUCAUCAGGGUCGUCGUCCUGGUGUAUUGUUUCGUGGGCUACCUGGGCUUGCUGUCGGAGGCCGCCAGCGACAGCGUCUUCGAUGCGCCUAUGGACGCCAUUUUCAGCUCGAGUGCUUCUUUGUCGUCAGUGCGGCCGUCGUCGUCCACACUGGCUCCGCGCGAAUACAGGACUUCUACCAGAAACCUGUCCUACGCCUCUACAUCGCCGAUGGCUCAGACGAAGACUAGUGACACACAGCACGUCGAGACCUCAACCCCGCAGCAUCGAAAGCCGAAGCGAGGGGUCGUCGUCACGCCCACAAUGAGUUCGCUCAGUGACGGGAUCGCGCUGCGGGUGGUGCCCGGUCCAACCUUCAAGAGGCCUUCCUACGUGUGCUCUGUGUCGCCACCGAACAUCCAACAUUCGACGCGUGUCGACGGCACACGCUCGGGCGAAGACAGCCCGUCGGCCACGGCGCCGGCGAGCUUCGACGCCAUUCAGGCGGCCACGCUCGCGUCCAUCUUCGGAACCGCGCACUGGAGGCUCGGUGGAACGCGCCUGCCGUCACUCGCAGUUCCGUCCCUUGGUCCAUCCGGGAACAGCUCGCAGACAGACAUUGCCAAGACGCAGUCGGUUGAAGCACCGCGGACGCCCGUCGGCGAAUUCAACGCUUCCCGCAAUUCGUCGCCGACCCACUCGGAAAACGACGUUGCGAAGGCGGCAGUUGUGGCGGCCGCCGAAACGCCCCUACCAUCGCCUGCUGGCGAAGCGGCGACUGCCGCAAUGCCUUCCCGCGAAAGUGCGAAGAAACACAAGCAACAUGAGCGACGCAGUAAGGGUAAAAGCAUCGCUUUCGGCAGCCGCUGGCGGCGCGGCGGUCGCCACGCGUUUGAAAGCGGUGCUGCGCCCCUUAAGCCUACAGCCACCUCGCCCGCCAGAAAGAGGCGUAGCGAUAAGGGGAUGGUUCCUCUCGACGACCACCCGUUCGUUGUGGACGACUCACAACGACGGGCUGUCGAUGAAGACGGUGUCCACGGCAGCAGUCCUACGCCUGGGAGCGUCACCUCGAUGGAAGCGAGCAGUGAAGUGAUGGGGUCGAUGACAAGUGGCAGCACGCACGUGGCUUCGCCUUUAGUAACUUUCUCUUUUCGUACGCCUCCAUCUUCGGUGGCAGCCACGCCGGCAACGGCGGAGGACGCUGCUCAGUUGUCCGAAAUCUCUAACCGUGCGCGUGGUGCGUUCAUUGUUGCGCCACCUGUCGUAGAGAAAAGAGAGCAAGCCGUGCAGACCGACAUGUGUUAGAACGCGCUAAAAAUCCGUGGUCUUUUACAUAUUCUUAGAGCAUCAAAGUAAUAUAUUUGGGGCGCGCUUUUUUCCUAACUGACUUUUUCUUUUAUUUUAUGGAUGUGAAUAAUUGAUCCUUUAGCGUAACCGCCCUAUCGUAAAUAACCGUAUCUUUAUCCGCAUGUUUCUUUUUUUUUUCGCGGCUAUUUUCACUUCACAGUGCUCUGGAAUAUGGACACUUUUUGCCGUGGAGAUGUAAAGCAGAUAGUCCAGGGAACUUUUGCUGCAGCUGUCUCGCAUAUUUUGAACUUCCUGGCGCCUCGUACAAAAGAAGAACGCGAGACACUUUCUUUACCCCCGGUAUAUUUCCCUUAAUCACAUGCGGAUUCACGUCAUUCUCAAUGUGCCACAAAAUUCAGCACUACCUCUUCGUAUUUUUUUGUUAAGCGACAGAAUACGUCACUUGCGAAGACUGAAUGAAUUUAGUGCAUUUUUGUGAAUGCCUAAUCAUCAGCUAGCUGUAUAUUUCAUGCCAGAUUCAAUGGCUACCAACGUUCGUCCUAGCACAGAUAGACCAGCUUCAAACGACUACGAGCAGAUGUCUUCAUGAAAUCGCUACUUUGAACUUUGUAGUGGCUAUGACCUGAUAUUCAGCGCCGCAGCAAUAAAGACAACACAGGUGAAG